AUGGAUACAAACAGAUUAUUUAACAAUCCUUUAUCCUUUUUGCUUCAAUCUGUUCUUUUCCAUACCAAAUUGAUAGUUCAAGUAGGAAAAGCACUACAAAUAUAUAUCCAGAGUCCUUUAUUAAGUUUAUGUCAUCUUUCUGUUAAACAAAGGACUACAAUUUACUUAUUUGAACCUAUUAUAGUCCUAAAAUACUUGGAUUCUUCAUAUUCUCCAUCUCAAGUACGUUACCAAAAAAUUGAUCAUAUGAACUCUUUAUAUACUCGUACUUCAUUUUUGGAGAGCUGUCAAGAACGAUGUCCCCUUUUCUUAGAGAACCAACAAAACCUAUAUGAAGGAGGCGUUUAUCAGGAAUGUCAAGUAAGCCAACAUCAACAAGACUUAUAUCAACAAGACUUAUAUCAAGAAACUUAUGAUCCUCUGAUCUAUCAACAGUAUCAAACUCAACAAGAUCAAUAUCCAGAAUCUAAUAAUAUCACUACUUCAUAUCCUUCAUUUCGGUUCUUGGAAGAACAAACCCAGAACCAAGAACAAAAUCAGGAAACUAUUUCCAUGUUAAUUUCCCUACUUAAUGAAAAAGACUCUCAACUUAAGGCUGCCAAUGAUAUCAUUAAUGAAAAAGAAUCUCUGCUUAAGGCUGCCAAUGAUAUCAUUAAUGAAAAAGAAUCUCUGCUUAAGGGCGCUAAUGCUAUCAUUAAUGAAAAAGAAUCUCAACUUAAGGAUGCCAAUGCUAUCAUCAAUGAAAAAGACACUCAACUUAAGGUUGCCAAUGCUAUCAUUAAUGAAAAAGAAUCUCAGCUAAAGGAUGCUCAUUACUAUAAUAAGUUUCUAGAAUCUUUACAAAAUCCUCCUUCAUUCCCAGAAAUAAAAAAGAAAACAAUAAGAAAACCAAUUGCAUAUGCAUUGGAGGUAAAAUUGGAAAAGAACCAUGCCAACAUUGUAGUACGAAUAAAAAGAUCCAAAAAGACUGCUCUUAUAUAA
Molecule: messenger RNA, 981 nt
Organism: Cetraspora pellucida
Lineage: Eukaryota; Fungi; Glomeromycota; Glomeromycetes; Diversisporales; Gigasporaceae
Source: the annotation of a GenBank genome assembly